UUUAGCACCUUCCUUUAUGGGUUCCCCACCCCCAUAGUUCAAUGUGUGUAAAGAGAUGGCUCAGAUUCUAACUGCCAUGAAGUGACUCUUGACAGCUUUAGAUUGUGUGGUACCAAGUGACUAACCUGGGUCAGCAAUGACAUCCACUCUUCAAGAAUUCAUCCACUCUCUGAAUCCCAGAACCCUCCCAAGAGUCCUUCAGAUCCAAUCAGGCAUCUAUUUCCAAGGUUCUGUUUAUGAAAUGUUUGGAAAUGAAUGCUGUCUAUCAACAGGAGAAGUGAUCAAAGUAAAUAGUUUCAAAAUAAAGAAGAUCAUGGCUAAUAUUUGUAAGGAAAAUGAAGAUGGUCAAUGUUCUCCCAAAUUUGAACUGCCUUUAAAUUUUCCAGGUCUUUUCAAGAUUAUGACUGAUAGGAUACCGUAUCAUACAAUGAGUGACAUUACAAGAGCAGUUUAUAUUGGCCCAAAUCGGCUAAAUCACCCUUGCUUCUACUAUCAGAAGAAUAUAAAAUUGGGGAAUCUCACCAUCAGCCCCGGUGAACCCAUCAUGCUCAACUCCAUGGAAGAGAUUAAUGGAGAAAUGAUGGUGAACUGUGGUGUGGAAAGGAACAAUCAGACUCAUUUCUUUACCAUACCUUUGUCACAAGAAGGAGAGUUUUAUGAGUGUGAAGAUGAACAUAUGUAUACACUAAAAGAAAUUGCAGAGUGGAAGAUUCCAAAGAGCAGGAAACGGAUUGUGAAAUUUACAGAUAUUUCUAAUAAAUGGAACUCCAUUUAUCCAUUUCCUGAGGAUUUUGAUGGUUUGCUUAGUCUCACACCCAUCUAUGAAAUACAGGCAGUGAUGAAAUUCCGAAAGGAUAUAGUUCGUAUCCUCUCUGACCUUGAUGUGGAAGUUAAAGAUGUAACUGACUGCUAUGAUGCUAAGUGUUUCCUUCAGCUCCUAUCUACUGAAGAUCUUUUUGAAAAAACCAGCAAUGAAUUCCCCAUGGCAGUUGAAGUGAUAGAAGGACCUCAAGGGAAUCCACUGGGCAGUGGCUUAUUGCAACCUGGGAAAACCAUUGUCAUCCACAAAAAGUACCAGGCAUCGAGAAUCUUAGCUUCAGAGAUUAGAAGUGAUUCCCCCAAAAGGCAUUUCUUGAUUCCAGCUAGCUACAAAGGUAAAUUUAAGCGGAGACCUCGAGAAUUUCCUACUGCCUAUGACCUGGAGAUAGUGAAGAGUGAUAAAGAGCAGCUCCAUGUGGUAGCCACAAAAGGCUUUGAUUCCCCUUAUGAGGAGCUGUCAUCUGUGUCUGUGGGGGACCAGUUUUUAGUUCAGCACUCACAGACCAGUGAAGUUCUGUGUAAGGGGAUCAAAAAAGAAGUGGGUGUUCUGGCUUGUGAAAAAAUCCUCAAAAAGGCCUAUGAAUCUGUUCUUUUACCACUGUACAUGGAAGGUGGCUUCAUAGAAGUUAUUCAUGACAAGAAGCAAUACCAGCUUUCUCAGUUAUGUGCUCAGUUUCGCUUGCCUUUCAAUGUUAAGGUCUCUGUGAGGGACCUCUCUAUUGAAGAUGACAUUUUGGCCGCCAUACCUGGCCUGCAACUGGAGGAAGAGAUCACAGAUUCUUAUCUGCUCAUCAGUGACCUUACUAACCCCAGUGAGAGCUGGGAGAUUCCUGUCAGCCGCCUGGGUAUGUCUGUCCAAUUGGUUAGCAGUUCAGUUGAUGUCAUUGACUCAUUUCCGGUACGAACCACUGUAGAAGAAAUCAGUGAAGAAGAGUAUUACAUGAUAAGGAGAUAUGAAAACCUAGCCUUACAUCCACCACCUCGACCCCCCAAAAACCCCUCCAUAAUGGAAAGGAAAUCAAAUUUUCUUGCUCCUCCCAAGCUAAAUAUCAUGGAUCCACCAAAAUCUUCCAAGGUAGGCCUUUAACCUAAUAAACCUUGAUGCAUUUACUAGAGGAGAGUUCAUUGCUUGUCUUUAUUAAAUUUAUUUUUUUGCUUACUUGCCUUUUCUUCUUGCCGUAUUUGAAAUGAGGCUUUAUGAGUCACAUUAGAAGAGUGAGCCCUUACAGAACAUAAGCUGCUAGUCAUGUAUUUAGAUACUUAAACACGGGAUGUUGUGUGAUGUUUCUGCUGAAUUAGGAGUAAUAAGUAUGGUAUUUGUAUAUAAAGACUCAAACUGCCAUUUCAAUGGUGGUUUUGGUAAUUAUGAGUGUUUUAUAAGGUAUCUUAACAGCAAAUCAAUUUCAUUCUGGAAGCACUGAGUGUUUUCAUCUAGGUAGUAUAGUUUUAACACUUUAUCUAGGAAAUGAGCAUACAAUAAACUCCUCUGCUUUUGGGGUAGCUGGUAGCAUAAGCUAUAACACUUGUCUUCAUUUUGUUUUAUGUUUGGAAAGAUGGAAAAUGGCUUGGUGAAACUGUGUAUAGAAAUGGGAACAGCAUCUGCUCACAUUCUGUCUGUCUUAGCCAGAGCUGUUAUCAUUCCUUCUUUCAUUCAAAAACAAAAUCAAUAAAAUUGCAGACAGUUUGAAAUCGUUAGAGUCAAUAGUGCCAUCAGCAAGUUAAAGAUUUUCUACUGGAGCGACUUCAUUUUUUCCUGCGCUAGUUGCCCUUUGGUUGUAGUCAGGGUAGUCAGGACGCCGGUUGAAAAGAAUACAACCUUUAGCUGAUCAUGAGAAAGAUUAUGCCCGUUUUAGGAUGUGGAGUUAUACAAGGGGUAGAGAACUUUGGUGUGACAGAAAUUGUAGAAACUGCAAGGGAAAAUAAACAAGUAGCAUGACAAAGAAAUGAGGGUGUUUAAUUUGUACACAAAAGCCUUAGGCUUUAAGUAUAUACAUGCUGAUAUACAUUUAAACUCAGUUUUCAAGAUUAUACUCUGAUUACAUGUAAGAGAGAUCCAGAAAAAUCCUUCUUCCUGUGAAAACUGAACCUGUAGGAAUUUUCUAUGCUUAUGAAUGUUAGUUGGAUUCCUGACUGGAUGACUGUUUUAUCCCAAAGAAUGCUGAUUACAGGAUUAUUGUUAAACUGGAGGGAGGUCUCUAAUGUUUGUAGGGUUCUGUCCUUGGUCCCUGAAUGGUUCAACAUUUUUAUCCAUGACUUGGCUGAAAAUGGAGAAAGAAGACAUGCCAAUCAAAGUCAUAGAUGGUACAAAGCUGAGGAAGAGUUUUAGGCUGGAUGACAGAAUCAGACCUCAAGAUGACUUUAGUGUUAGAAUGAUGGGCCAAAAUCAACAGUAAUUUGUCAGUAAUAAAUACAAAGUCCUACUUUUCAUUUAAAAAUUAACUGUCAUAUGAAUACAGAAGUGAAUUGUCUUGAUAGCAGUUUGCAUUAAAAAAAAAAAAAAACCCUGCAAAUUUAAAAAGACUGAUUCAUUUUUAAAAACUAAAAUCUGUGAUUUCAUUGUCAUAAAGAACCCUUAGUGGGGAAAUUACCUCUCCCAAUGUCACUCUUGUGAGGUUUGAGAAAUAGAAAGGUGCCUAAGAUUGUAAUACCAUAGCAAGAGGUGGAUGUGGGAAUUGCAUGUGAUAG
Sarcophilus harrisii (Tasmanian devil) is the source of this 3504-nucleotide messenger RNA. It is a transcript of the gene THEMIS, whose product is annotated as thymocyte selection associated. The coding region runs from base 137 to 1906 and encodes 589 amino acids. The record is from RefSeq and is a predicted model, not a curated record. Gene Ontology annotation, biological process: T cell receptor signaling pathway. Lineage: Eukaryota; Metazoa; Chordata; Mammalia; Dasyuromorphia; Dasyuridae. The transcript has 4 exons.